CUCGUUUAAAAAAUUUGUAGACUGUCAAAAUUAUCAAAGGUUUCAGUCAUCGACACAACACGCAACGAAAUUCUUUCUUCUUUUCUUAAAAUUAAUUUAAGUUUCUUGUUAACAUUUUUUAUAUGUGUCUAUUUAUUUUUCAACUAAUAUUAACGGAUAACGAAAGCGAAUAUAUUUUGCUACGAAAAAAUACGUGAAUGUCGGUAAAAAUCGAAACGAGAACAGUCGGAUAACUGCGAAAGCGUGGAAAAUUUGCGAAAGUUACUUAUAAUUUAGUUACCAACAAAUAUUUGUUAGCCGCUUUGUUAGUGCGUAAAGUUUUCGCUAAAUUAACGUGUGCGGAUUGAAGUUAUAGCCUUAUACAAUUGGUUUGCCACUUUUAAAUAAAACAAAAAGUGGUAAAUUGUGUCUUAUAAGAAAGCAAUAAGAAUUGUGGUUUUGAGUUCUUGUGUGGCGGUAAAUAAGUGUACGUGUACAACUGUUAAUUUAAGUUCUAAACGCCUUAAAUUUUACAUAUUCUACGUCCAAAGCUAACAUCAAGCGAAAAAAUAAUAAAAUAUAUAAAUUGUGUAAUUUAUAUGCAAAUGGCUAACGAUACGUCGAAAAAGUGCUUGUGAUUGUUUGUGCUAAUGCUGCUCCAAACGGGCAGAAACGUCAUACCUUAGUUGGUGACUGAGUACGAGAGCGCAACAAGUCCAAUUGUGGGUUGAAUGUGCCUAGUAGCUAACGUGAAAGGUGGCCGAUAGCAAAAGAAAACGUCAACUGCUACAGUGUGAAAAAGCAACGACUAUAAAGAAAAAACAAAAUAACAUAACUCCAGCUGCGACGCUGACUGCGCUACCGACGCAACGAAGUAACGUAGAGCAACAAAGUGCUCGUGUAAAGCAAUACUAAUUAGUAGAUGAUAAUGCCGCUGAAAUUUUUGAAAAAGUGUCGUCAAUAUAACGUGACAUCGAAGAGCUUGUUUGUCAUCUCAGUGCAUCAUUUAUUAGAAACCUCCACAACAGUCGAUUGUACGAUCAGUUCAGAGAGUAAGGGCCAAGAGUGUUUAGACAAUGUCUGCCAGCGACUAAAUCUACAAAAACCCGAAUUUUUCGGUCUACGCUAUGUGGUGAAGGGUAAAGAGGAUGAAAUGAAAUGGGUGGAUUUAGAACGCUCUCUCAGCAGACAGCUAGAAAAAUAUGCAGCGAGUACGAAAAUAUAUUUACGUGUACGUCAUUAUGUCGAUCCAUUGCGCAGUGAUGACCUGAUACGUUCCUAUUACUUUCUGCAAUUGAAAAGUGAUAUUUAUGAGGGCAAAAUUAUCUGCGAUAUACGCACUGCCAUACUGCUAGCGCUGUACUGCCGACAAGCCGAAUACGAUAGUCAUCAAAGUGACAAACAAACAAAGGAUAAUCUUAAGAAGUCGCUGGUGUUGCCGAAGAAUUUACAAGGACUCGCCAACGAUGACAAUCUGCUCGACAGUCUCAUUAUGGAAGUGUUACAGCAGAACGCCGGCAUACAGCAUCUGCAGCAAUCCAAGGCCGAAGAGAUGUACAUACAAUGUUGUCAGCAAUUGGAUGGCUACGGUGAGGAGCGUUUCCCCGCAAAAGACACACUGGGUAACGAUCUGCUGCUCGGGCUAGCUAUAAACGGCAUGGUUGUGAUGGCUGACAAUGGGCGUCAAUAUUUCCCCUGGAAAGAGUCACAAACGGUGUCCAUUGACAAGCGUACCAUUAAAAUCGAACAAAACAAAACGGAUGGCUCGAUUGUGGGCUCAUUCAUUUUUCCAGAUGCCGAAACGGCACGUUACUUUUGGAAAUUGUGUAUAACACAGCAUAAAUUCUUUAAACGCUAUAUAGAUGAGGAAGCGGCGUCAUCUGUGGGCGAUACGGAGAGCGCGAAUGACAAUUCGAUGAGCGUAACUGGUGGUGGUGUGUUAGCUGGCGGUAUGGAUGCCUAUGCUUAUGGCGACUUUAAUGAUUCACGUGAAGAUUUACUAUUGGAGCAACAACAACGUGCCAUUUACAAUCCGAAUGCGUUAACGAGCGGCGGCGUUGGUGGUGGUGUCGGUAUUGGUGGCGCACUAUCAGCGGUUAAUCCAGAAUUCAUGUCAGCGCCCGCCUUACAUCACGGCUUACUCGCCUCCACAAACGCGUCCAAUGCUUUAAUGUCAUCGAACAUAUCGCUAGCGGCCAGUCAUCAGUCUGGUGGCGGUCCGAAUGGCGCUAUGCAUUCGCAUAGUGUGGGUGCUAUAGCGCCCGGUUGGCUGGCUAAAGAGUAUGGUCACGAUUACGCAUCGACGCAGCACUUAUCGAAUAGCAUGUUGGAUACACGCUUGCAGCAAAGCAGCUCCUGUCUGGAUCUAAGCAAUAACAAUGGCAAUAAUAUCGGCAUUGGUGGCAGCGCAUUCCACAGUAGCAGCAAUAAUAUUGUGCAUGGACAUUUGGGUGGCAGCGUCACGAACAACGGCAGCACUGUCGCAUUGCACGGUGUGGACGCGCACGAGCGUGAACGACUGAAGGCAAUGUUGCCCACAUAUCGCCCAGCGCCCGACUAUGAAACUGCCGUACAGUUGAAAUAUCAUACACCAUCCAGCGAAUUACAUCAUCCGCAAAUGAACAGUUAUGCCAACUAUCAACCGCAGUUGACAGCAAGCGCGUCCGCUGUCGCUAUGGCUGGCACGCCUGCCGCUAGUGGCGCUAUCUAUUAUGCCGGCUCGCAGCCUGACGUACACAAUGCGGCCGCCAUUUACGGUGAAGGUGUGUUGCUAAGUCAAUUAGCGCCGCACCGUUACCCCGAUGUGGCGCAACCAGCGGCCGCCAUGCAUGCGCAGCAUCAUCAUCUAACAGCGGCGGGCGUAACAAUGGCGCCGGGUGGCCAUAGCAAUAGUGUGAGUGGUGGUGGUGCAUAUAUUGAUUUGGGACAUCGCCUGCAAAUGGUGCGCAGUAAGCCACCGCCACCGUACCCGGUGAACCGCUUGAAUUCGUCGUCCACACCCGAUUUGGCGGUCGCUUCACAUCGGCCGCUCAUGGGUUUUCGCUCGUAUGUGUCGGGUUCAUCACCAGAUCUGGUGUCAAAUCGUAAUUUACCCAAUGCGCAGUAUCCGUAUGUGCAUAGCAGUAGCGUCGGCGCAGCGCAAGCAGUGGGCGGUGUUGCCGCUGCCAAUCAUGCGCUGAUACAUCCUCAUUCCGCUUACAUGAGUGGUGGGCAUAUAGGGCAUUCACAACCAUAUUUGCCGCAUGGUACUUUUGAAAACUUAAAUAUGAUUGAGGAACAACCGUCCAUAUUGUCGCAACUGCGGCAGGAUUGCCUCUUUUUGCCGCCCAGCUAUGCAGAACAAAAUGCGCUAAGUAACAACGCCAGCAACGCUAACAACAUGUACCGUCAAACAUCGCCACCGGUGCAAGCGCAGCAUCAAGCGCCACUGCCACAAGUGCCACAGUCACAAGCACACCAUCAGCAGCAGUUGCAAGCGAACGCCUCCAACGCUUCAUUGCAACGCAACACUUUAAACGGUUCGGUCGAACCGAUUUAUGAGAAUGUGCCACAUGCGCGUUACAUUGCUGCAGAGCCAGUAGUGGUGCAAAGGAAUAUGGAGCAACGCUCCUCCGGCUCUUCGGCAACCAGUGAAGCAAUGCGCAAUCGUACAGCUUCAAUACAAUCGGCGCCGGGCGGUACGCAUACGCAGCCGCAACAACAAAUGCCGCCGGUGCCUGCAGUGCGGCAUCAUCAUCAUCAACAGCACCAGCAACAGCAACAACAGCUGCAACAGCAACAACAACAAGCGCUACAACAACAGCAACAAGCGCUGCUGCAACAACAGCAGGCACAUGCGCAGCAGCAACAAGCUGAAGCAGAAGCGGCAGCGGCGGCUGCCGCAGCAGCUGCUGCUCUCAAUAUGCAUAAAUACGCUGAGCGUGCUGCUAGCACUGAACUGCAAUUCUUAGAGCCAACGCCGCCGCAACGCGCUGUACGCGCAGCCUCUGCAGCACCGGCCGUUGGCCAUAAUAGCAGUAGCAAUCAACAACCUAUGAUGCAAACGCCGCCACCAAGACAGCAUCAUAACGCGCAUAAGACCGCACAGCUAAUGCAGAGCACAGCGUCCGUCGCCUCUUCUGUAGACGCAACGGCCGCGUCGCCGACAAAUACGGGCGCACGUGCUCACACAACUUCGUCUCUGCACGACGACUCAACCGACUCAAUGCUGCAUGCAGCGCAGCAACAAUUCAGUGCCAUGAAUAUAUCUACGAUUUCAUCUAAUGUCUCCGUAUCCGCAGCAGCCACAAUGAAGCAUUCUGCGUCGCAUCACCAACAUCAUCAUCAUCGCUCACACAACUCAUCGUUACUCGACACCACUGCCAAUUCCAGCAACACCACCAACAGCUCGAACACCACGAAUUCGUCCAACACCACCGGCAAGGAGGGUAAACGCAAAAAGUUAUGGCAUAUUUUGGGGCGCAGUAAAACGCCGGAUAAGCAGAAAUCCGCCACACUCGGACGGGAGAAGGCCUCCUCUUCGAAUGCGGCAAAGACAGCGGCGAAAAUAAAACUCGCACAAGACGAUCUGAAUUUGAUGCAUCGUUGGUCGACCGGUGUGUCGCGGCUGCAGCCCAUUUCCGGACAGUAUUCAAAGGAUAAACUGUGCCCCAUACUCACUGAGAAAUUGAAUGAUCCGCAACUCUUUAUGGAAUUCGAAAGUAUACCAAAACGUUGCGAAAAUGCCAGCUACGACUGGGCGCUAAUGGAAGAGAAUGCCAAGAAAAAUUCCGAUCCAAACUUUUUGCCAUACGACUAUAAUCGUGUUAGCAUAACGCCGACGUGGGAGAAUAAAACGGGCUAUGUUAAUGCGUCUCGCAUAUCGGCCACAGUUGGCACCAAUCAACGCUUCUAUAUAAUUGCACAAUCACCACAGGACAAGUUGACCACUAACAUUUUCUGGCAAUGUGUCUGGGAAGCAGACGUUUAUUUGAUUGUAAAGCUAUCGGAGGGACUGAAUUACAUGCCACCGAAUAGCAAUCAGCGGCUCGAGUUUGAUCAAUUCCAAGUAUACCAGGAAUUCUCACAAACCACAGAUCGUUGCAUUACCAGCAAGUUGCGUCUCUUUCACAUACCAUCGCGUCGUUAUCGCUCCGUUUGGCAUUUGAACUACACCAAUUGGGGUGAACAAAACUGCCCGUUGGAGGUGAAUCACUUUUUGGAUUUUCUCGAAGAGCUUAACUCUGUGCGUAUGGCUUCGGCAAAUGAAGUGCCACCGGGUCAUAAUACAAAUCCACCAGUGCUGAUACAUUGUCUCGAGGGUGGUGGACGCUCGGGCGUUACGUUGACCGCUGAUUUGUUACUCUAUACGCUGGAUCAUAAUGAGGAUUUGGAUAUACCACGCGUUAUAGGUCAACUACGUGAUCAGCGUGAUAGCAUAAUACCGUCCUUAGCGCAGUAUAAAUUUAUUUAUAGUCUACUCAUAACAUAUUUAAAGCGUACGCGUUUAAUUUGAGCGCCAAUAUGUGCCUUAUAUGUAAUACAAAACCUAAAACCCUCCAAAACACACACAAAAAAUCACUCCCCACACACACUUGUGGCCAUUAUUACGAAAUUUAAGCGAUUCUAAAUCGCAUUAGUUUUAAAACAAAAAGCUAACGAAAAAAAAAACUUUUUUUUUUUAAUUUACAGUUAAGCCCGUUAAGCUUAAGCAACAAACGAUAUUUAUAUUUAUACAAAAAAAAAAAGAAAUACGCAAAUGUAAGCAAAGAAAAGAGAACCGAAACAAAAACAAAUUAGAACACAAUGUGAACGAACAAUUAAGUAUAUGCGAUAAAGUAAUAAUAUUUUAAGUAACAUUGUAUACAAUACACAUUUUUUUAUAAUAUACAAACAUGUUAUAUAUAUGGUGCUUCCAUCUAAAAAAAGUGACUGACCGAUAAUACACUGCACACCCCUAAAACACAUACACACAUUAUGUCGAUAGAAUUUUUGUUAAAAAAAUGUUGAAAUUUUGAUAAUCAAUUGUAUUUGGAAUUUAUAGCUUGUUAUUACUGUUUCACUGCAGACGUUAAAUUGCGAAACGUGUGUUAAUUAUAGCAUAUCACAACAUUUUACAAAUAAUUAUAUAUAUAAUAUACAAAUUGAUAUCAUUAAACGCAAUCACUUUACACAUUUAUACAAAUUAUACGAAACAAAUCGCAUAUCAUUGCAUUAUUUCAUACAAAAAAAUAAA
This is a messenger RNA of Zeugodacus cucurbitae (melon fly), 6193 nucleotides long. RefSeq names its product tyrosine-protein phosphatase non-receptor type 14 (gene Pez). Gene Ontology annotation, biological process: protein dephosphorylation. NCBI's taxonomy places the organism in Eukaryota, Metazoa, Arthropoda, Insecta, Diptera, Tephritidae. The transcript has 8 exons. The coding region runs from base 902 to 5473 and encodes 1523 amino acids. Gene Ontology annotation, molecular function: protein tyrosine phosphatase activity. Gene Ontology annotation, cellular component: cytoskeleton. The record is from RefSeq and is a predicted model, not a curated record.